Messenger RNA from Carya illinoinensis, 1202 nucleotides. Its product is annotated as prostatic spermine-binding protein-like. The coding region runs from base 291 to 851 and encodes 186 amino acids. The record is from RefSeq and is a predicted model, not a curated record. The transcript has 4 exons. NCBI's taxonomy places the organism in Eukaryota, Viridiplantae, Streptophyta, Magnoliopsida, Fagales, Juglandaceae.
AUUAUAAAACCCACACUUGUCCAGAAUCGCUCUCUUUGGGCAACCCGAAAAUCAAUCCGUUUACACACCAUGAGGACCCUGCCCGUCCUGCCCGAUACCUGACUGAAAAAUUACGGGCAGUCAGUCAGUCAGUCACCACCAAUCACGAUCGGACGGUCGAUAAUGCACGGACUCUCUGCUGCUUGAUUUUUAAAGUUUUAGAGUCUGAGACCAUCAGAUCCAGCAUCUCCUCGCCCAGAUCUUGCUUUCUGGUAAUAUAUAUAUAUUGUAAUUAUUUCGUUUGCGGCAAGAUGGAGGCGAAGCAUGGUUCAGUGGUAGCUAUGCUUGGUUAUGGCGCGCUAAUGUGCGCCGGGGAGGCUUUAGGGACCUUGCUGGUCUCCGUUCUGCUGAAAACCCUGCUCUCCUCUACGCUUCAGGAUCCUAACAUCAAAGGAGAUCAAUGCACCCAAUACCAAGACAAUCUGGUUGAUGCUGAUGGAGACGAUGGCAAUGAAGAUGACGAGGAAGAUGAUAAUGAUGGUGAUGGUGGGCUUGAAGAAGGCGAAGACGAGCUGUCGUCUGAAGAUGGAGAAUAUGGUAGCAACCCCAACAACAAUAAGAGUAACUCAAAGAAAGGUCCAGAUGGUGGUGCAGGUGCAGGUGGAGCAGAGGAGAACGGAGAAGAUGAAGAGGAUGAUGAAGAAGAUGGUGAUGACCAGGAUGAAGAUGAAGACGAUGAUGAAGAUGACGACGAGGAUGAGGAUGGUGGUGAAGAGGAAGAGGAUGAAGGGGUAGAGGAAGAAGAAGAAAAUGAGGAAGAGGAGGACGAAGAUGAGGAAGCACUCCAGCCCCCAAAGAAGAGGAAGAAGUGAAUGAAGUAAGAAAAAGAGAGGAGCCUCCCACAAGUACCGACUCUACGUGACUCGUCUAACUCCAUCUGAGGGAGGCAUGUUUAUUAGAAUGGUGGUUCUUUGGGUAAUUAUAUUUCUAUUGCACGAUUAGAGUACUGUAUAACUAUUGAGCUGAGGCAAUGAUAAAUUUGACAAAAAAAAAAAAAUUUGUUACGGCUUCUGUUUUCAGCUACGGUCGGUCAGGUUCUAGCGUAGAAUCUUUUCCUUUUUUAAGUAAAUUUAGUUUCCGGUGGUUUAAUUCAAUUGCCUACAUCUGCACUCCUAGCGUGUAUUGAGUGAAAUUUGAGAAAGAAUUGUAUUCUAACUUGCUUA